Messenger RNA from Acaulospora colombiana, 447 nucleotides. NCBI's taxonomy places the organism in Eukaryota, Fungi, Glomeromycota, Glomeromycetes, Diversisporales, Acaulosporaceae. The record is from the annotation of a GenBank genome assembly.
AUGUUGGGUCGCCCAAUUUCCCGCCCGCUCGUCUCUUAUAUGCGGGCCCGCUUCUUUUUGACCUGUGCUCUUCUUUGCCCCGAGAAGCCUAAAAGCCCACGCCCUCCCGCUACAGAAUCGCCCAGCGAGGUGACCGGUGCGUGGGAGGACAAGAAACCUAUUCCAGAGUCGAACCUGGCCAUCAUAAUAUUCAUCGAAAUGUGUCGUAUGGAUCCAUGCUCAGAGUGGGGAGACGCCGCAAUCGCCCGUGGCAUACCCCAACAAGUGGCCCAGGCACAAUUUCAAUCGAUAGCCGCUGCCUACGAACACUUGCAAAACCCGUUAGCUGGACGCUCGAAACAAUUUGACCAGAGGUUCCAUGAAGAGAUUCGGCGACGGGCGGCCUACCGUGGUUUUAACGUUCGAGAGAUGGAGGCCACUCAUCAUUAUACCUUUUCUAAUAACUAG